AAAUGAAAAAAAAAUAACACGAAGGUUUCGUCUUUCAGACCAAGAACACACCGAGAGCGAGCGAAACACAAAGAUAUUGCACAGCGAGACAAAGAAAGAGAGAGAGAGAGAGAGAUAGAAAUAGAAAGGAAGGAAGAGAGAGACAGAGAGAGACAGAGAGAGAGAGAGAUUUUUCUCAGGAAGAUUGUAAAUUCGAACUACAAUUUUCUCGGAAUUUCUCGAUCUGUGUUGUUUUUACACGCUGUUCGAUUCAGAGCUACCAAGGAAUUUUUUUCCGAUCUGAGUUUUCAGCUCCAAAAUUGUCUCGGGUUCUGAAAUUGGAGCGAGGAAUCGACAAACAUCGAAGCGAAUUGCAGUAUGAGCAUCAAUAGCCCCGGGAUAGGGGAGAAUUAGGGUUUUCGAGGUUGAAGAGGAAGUUUGUUGAUUUCCAUGGGCGAUGGAGGCGUCGCAUGCAUGCCUUUGCAGCAGCAACAACAUCAUAUGGAGAGGUUUCCUAUUUCGGAGAAGACAAUUUAUAGCAGCGGAGGCAAGAAUGGCAACAAUAAUAGCAGCAACAACAACAAUGGCUUCAAUUCCAAGUCGAUUAAGUACUCUGACAAUGACCGAAAGAAGAAGAUGGUGAAGGUCAAGAAGGAGCAAUUAGCUAAAAACAAUAACAACAACAACAACAGCAACAGCAACGGAGAGUUCGAAAAGAUUGAGUCUGUAUUGGAUAGAGGUAGGAAGAGUAGUAGGGAAGUUGAAAAUGGUGAAAUUUGUGCUGAGAAGUUGCAGCAGAAGGAUGAAGUGGAAGAAGGUGAAUUGGGUACUUUGAAUGGAGAGUAUGUGCCGCGAAGAAGCGAGAUUGAGAAGGGAGAAAUUGUUAGUGGUAGUGAGAAGUGGAGAAGAAGUGAGGUGGUGGAGAAGGGAGAGAUUGGUUAUGGGAAAUGGAGGAAGGAGGAGUUUGAGAAGGGUGAGAUAGUGCGGCGAGGAGAAGCUGAGAGAGGCGAAUUUGGGUUGUGGAGGGGCGGGAAAGAUGACAUUGAAAAGGGUGAGUUCAUUCCAGAUAGAUGGCAUAAAGGGGAAGGAGCAAGGGACGACUAUAAUUAUGGUAAGCCACGCAGAUACGAGACGGGUAAGGAUAAAGGGUGGAAAUUUGAACUCGAGCGUACCCCACCUUCUGGGAAGUAUUCAGGUGAUGAUGUUAUCCGCAGGAAAGAGCUUAACAGAAGUGGGAGUCAGCUUACCAAAAGUAAUCCCAGGUGGGAGAGUGGCCCAGAGAGGACUAUGAGGAUCAGUUCUAAAAUUGUUGACGAGGAAGGUUUGUAUAGGAAUGAAUACAGCAAUGGGAAGAAUCAUGGGAGAGAUUACUCUUCUGGUAACAGGUUGAAGCGUUUUGGCACUGAUUCAGAUAGUGGAGAGCGCAAAUAUUAUGGAGAUUAUGGGGAUUAUGCAGGUUCGAAAAGCCGGAGGCUUGGUGAUGACAGCAACCGUGCUGCCCAUUCAGAGCAUUAUGCACGUCGCUCUAUGGAGAGGUCUUACAGGAAUCCAGUUUCAUCGUCGAAAAUGCCUCCAUCAGAUAAGUACGCCUCCAGGCAUUAUGAGUCAUCUUUGUCUUCCAGAGUAGUUUAUGACAGACAUGGGCGUAGCCCUGGUCAUGCUGAGCGGUCCCCACGUGACAGGGCCCGGUAUUAUGAUCACCGUGACAGGAGUCCUCUCCGUCGUGAGAGAUCACCACAUGGUCGUGAGAGAUCCCCAUUUGCUCGUGAGAGAUCUCCAUAUGGUCGUGAGAGGUCCCCAUAUGAUCGGAAUCGGCACUAUGAUCAUAGAAAUCGAAGUCCUGCUUAUGCAGAGCGGUCCCCACAAGAUCGAGCUCGAAACCAUGACCGCAGGGAUAGGACUCCUAACUAUCUGGAGCGGUCCCCACUUGAUCGGAGUAGGCCCAGUAGCUACAGGGAAACUAGUCGUAAAGUUGGAACAAGUGAAAAGCGCAACUCUCAGAUUGCUAGUAAAGGGCAAGAAGAUAAGCUCACUGAGAGGGAUGCUAAUGGAAGAGAGUCACAGUAUUCAGCUAAAGAGUCUCAAGAUAAAAGCAGUGUUCAUGAUGUUAAUGGUCCUGUUGAGAAAAAUGUCGACAGUGAGCCUCACAAAGAAGAGCAGUCUGAGACUCCAAGCAUAAAUACCAAAGAAGCUCCUCAAGAAGAUGUGGUUCUUCCUGAAGAGCUGCCAUCUAUGGAAGAAGAUAUGGAUAUAUGCGACACACCACCACAUGUCCCUUUGUUGGCUGAUUCACCCACAGGGAAAUGGUUUUACCUUGAUUAUUAUGGCAUGGAAUGUGGGCCUUCUAAAUUGGGUGAUCUUAAAGCACUUGUGGAAGAAGGGGCUCUAAUGUCAGAUCACUUGAUCAAGCACUUAGAUAGUGAUAGGUGGGUAACUGUUGAAAAUGCAACUUCACCAUUGGUGACUGUGAAUUUCCCAUCCAUUGUGUCAGACACCAUAACUCAGUUGGUAAGCCCUCCAGAAGCUCCUGGGAAUCUCUUGGCUGAUAUUGGAGAAACUGGGCAAUCUGGUCUCCAGAGUGGCGAGGACCUGUCUGGCACUCUGUCAGAGCCAGUGCAUUGCACAGAUGAAAGUGCAGCUAUUUCUGAGCCUUCAGAAGAUCUUCACAUUGAUGAAAGAGUUGGAGCUCUGUUAGAGGGCUUUCCUGUUGUUCCUGGGAAGGAACUUGAGACUGUUGCAGAAGUUCUGCAAGUAAGGUUUGAACAUGUACAACAGGAGAUUUGGGGAAUUUCUGAAGGUUUCACUUGGAAUCAAACUUACAAUGACCAUUAUGAUCAGAAAACUGAUGAAUUAUCUGUAAUUCCUGAACUCAAAUCAAAAGAAGCUACAGAAUCCAGGUUAAUUGAAACUUCUGACAAGGAUCAUGUUUUUGCCUGUGGAGAAUCUUGUGACUGGUUUUUUGGCCCAUGGUCAUGCAAGGGUGGUGACUGGAAGAGGAAUGAAGAAGCUUCCCAGGAUAGAUCUUUCAGAAAGAAGCUUGUUCUCAAUGACGGUUUCCCACUAUGCCAUAUGCCAAAAUCUGGGUAUGAGGACCCUCGGUGGCAUCGAAAAGAUGACCUGUACUAUCCAUCUCAUAGCAAAAGGCUUGAUCUCCCUCUUUGGGCUUUUUCUUUAUCAGACCCUGCUGUCGCAAGGGGAGUGAAAGGAACUAUGCUUCCAGUUGUCAGGAUAAAUGCAUGUGUGGUUAAGGACCAAGGCUCAUUUGUUUCUGAUUCUCGCAUGAAAGUCCGAGGAAAGGAGAGACAUUCUUCAAGGUCUUCUCGGCCACAUUCUUCAAGUAGUGAUGGGAAGAGAUCGUCAGCAGAGCGUGAUUCUCAAUCAAAAAGUGUUGACGAUCAAGGUUCACAAGGCUCCUGGAAGUCCAUUGCUUCUAUUAACACUCCCAAAGACCGUCUUUGCACAGUCAAUGAUUUGCAAUUACAUUUGGGUGAUUGGUACUACCUUGAUGGUGCUGGGCAUGAACAAGGGCCUUCAUCAUUUUCACAGCUACAGGUCUCAGUGGAUCAAGGUACUAUUCAAAAACAUAGCAGUGUUUUCAGGAAAUUUGAUAGAAUUUGGGUUCCAGUUACCUCUGCUACAGAGACCUCUGAAGCCACUGUUAAGAGUGAACAGGAGAUUAAUUCUGCAACUGGUGAUUCUUCAAGACCUUUUGUUUCAGAAUAUCAUGGGACUGCUCCAGUUGAAUCUAAAACAAAAUCAAGUUCAUUUCACAACGUGCAUCCUCAAUUCAUUGGUUAUACUCGUGGAAAGUUACACGAAUUGGUAAUGAAAUCAUAUAAGAGCCGUGAGUUUGCUGCAGCCAUAAAUGAAGUCUUGGAUCCAUGGAUCAAUGCUAAACAGCCAAAGAAGGAGAUUGAGAAUCACAUCUACCGUAAAUCAGAAGGUGAUGCACGUGCUUCCAAGAGAGCCCGCUUGCUGGUUGAUGAGAUUGAUGAAGAUUUUGAAAUAGAAGAGGGCAUGCAGACAAUUCCAAGGGACGAAUCCACAUUUGAUGAUUUAUGUGGUGCUGCUACGUUUUACAAAGAGGAGAGUCCAAAUUCUGAAACUGAGAUGGGAAGCUGGGGUUUAUUGGAUGGUUGUGUGCUGGCACGAGUUUUUCAUUUUCUGAGAUCAGACAUCAAAUCCCUUCCCUUAGUUUCCUUGACUUGUAAACAUUGGAGAGCUGCAGUCAGUUUCUACAAGGACAUUUCUAGACAGAUUGACCUGUCAUCUCUGGGUCCUAUUUGUACUGAUGCGAUACUCUUGAGCAUCGUGAAUGGUUAUUGCAAAGAAAAGAUAAGUUCUAUCGUUCUAAAGGGUUGCACAAACAUUACCUCCAGCACGCUUGAAGAGAUUCUUCAUUCAUUUCCUUGUCUAUCUUUUAUAGAUAUCAGAGGUUGCAGCCAGUUUGGCGAGUUGGCUCUCAAAUUUGCGAAUGUGAACUGGGUCAAGAGCCGACUCUCACGCGAUACUAAGUUCUUUGAUGAAUCAUAUUCUAAAAUAAGGAGUCUUAAACAGAUUACUGAGAAAGGUUCAUCAGCUUUGAAAAAGGGUCUGGGUAGUGAUGCGGAUGAUUUUGGUGAACUAAAGGACUAUUUUGAUAGUGUGGAUAAAAGAGACUCAGCAAAUCAGUUAUUCCGCCGAAGCCUAUACAAACGAUCAAAACUAUUUGAUGCCAGAAAGUCGUCAUCCAUUCUAUCUAGGGAUGCCCGUAUGAGGCGGUGGGCCAUCAAGAAAUCUGAAAAUGGUUAUAAGAGAAUGGAGGAAUUCCUUCUUUCUGGUCUUAGAGACAUCAUGGUGGAGAAUACAUUUGAGUUUUUUGUGCCCAAGGUUGAAGAAAUUGAAUAUAGAAUUAAAAAGGGUUAUUACAUUGGCCAUGGAUUGAGCUCUGUUAAGGAGGAUAUUAGUCGAAUGUGCAGAGACGCAAUAAAAGCAAAGAAUCGGGGUGAUGCUGGAGACAUGAAUCACAUUAUUACAUUAUUUAUUCAACUUGCCACACGUUUGGAAGAGAGUUCAAAGUCAUCUUAUGAAAGAGAUGAAAUGAUGAAGUCAUGGGAAGAUGAUUCAACAGGUGUCUCUAAGUAUAAGAAGAAGGUCACUAAAUCUUUGACUGAAAGGAAGUACAUGAAUAGGAGUAAUGGCACUUCCUUUGCAAAUGGUGGUUUGGAUCAUGGAGAGUAUGCAUCUGAUCGAGAAAUCCGAAGGCGUUUAUCCAAAUUGAAUAAAAAAUCUAUGGACUCAGAGAGUGAAACUUCUGAUGAAGGGUCUUCUGAAGAUGGCAAGAGUGAUAGCGAGAGUACAGCCUCAGAUACAGAAAGUGACUCGGAUUUGCGAUCAGAAGCUCGAACUACUGAGUCAAGGGGAGAUGGAUACUUUACCCCAGAUGGUGCUUUGGAUUCAAUGACUGAUGAUCGUGAGUGGGGGGCUCGCAUGACAAAAGCAAGCCUGGUUCCUCCUGUUACCAGAAAAUAUGAAGUCAUUGAUCAAUAUGUUAUUGUUGCGGAUGAGGAGGAUGUGCAACGAAAGAUGCGAGUAUCUUUACCAGAGGACUAUGCUGAGAAGCUCCAUGCCCAGAAAAGUGGCACUGAGGAGUCAGAUAUGGAACUUCCUGAAGUCAAGGACUAUAAACCUAGAAAACAGCUUGGAGAUGAGGUCAUAGAGCAAGAGGUUUAUGGAAUUGACCCCUAUACUCACAAUCUUUUGCUUGAUUCCAUGCCAGAUGAGUUAAAUUGGACUCUCCUGGAGAAGCAUUUGUUUAUUGAAGAUGUGCUCCUUCGUACUUUGAAUAAGCAAGUUAGGAACUUCACUGGGAGUGGAAACACUCCUAUGAUGUUUCCAUUGCAGCCUGUUAUUGAAGAUAUUGAAAAAGCUGCUGAGGAGGACCAUGAUAAACGAACUGUGAAAAUGUGUCAAGGUAUUCUGAAGGCUGUAGAUAGUCGUCCUGAUGACAAAUAUGUUGCUUACAGAAAGGGGCUUGGUGUUGUUUGCAACAAAGAAGGUGGUUUUGGAGAAGAAGAUUUUGUCGUGGAGUUUUUGGGAGAGGUUUAUCCUGUUUGGAAAUGGUUCGAAAAGCAAGAUGGGAUUCGAUCUUUGCAGAAAAACAGUAAAGAUCCAGCUCCAGAAUUUUACAACAUCUAUCUAGAAAGGCCAAAGGGUGAUGCUGAUGGGUAUGAUUUGGUUGUUGUUGAUGCUAUGCAUAAGGCAAACUAUGCAAGUCGAAUAUGUCACUCAUGCCGUCCUAAUUGUGAAGCAAAAGUUACUGCUGUAGAUGGUCAUUACCAGAUUGGAAUCUAUUCUGUACGUAAAAUUCAAUAUGGCGAGGAGAUCACAUUUGAUUAUAACUCUGUUACAGAGAGUAAGGAAGAAUAUGAAGCGUCGGUUUGUUUGUGUGGCAGUCAAGUUUGCCGGGGCAGCUACUUGAAUCUAACAGGCGAAGGGGCUUUUCAAAAGGUUCUGGAGGAAUGGCAUGGAAUUCUGGACCGUCAUCAGUUAAUGCUUGAAGCUUGCGAACUAAAUUCAGUAUCUGAAGAGGAUUAUCUUGACUUGGGGAGGGCUGGUUUAGGCAGUUGCUUGCUUGGCGGGUUGCCUGAUUGGGUGGUAGCCUAUUCAGCUCGCCUGGUGAGGUUUAUAAAUUUUGAAAGAACAAAGCUGCCUGCGGAGAUUCUAAAGCAUAAUUUGGAGGAAAAAAGGAAAUAUUUUUCAGAUAUAUGUCUUGAAGUUGAGAAGAGUGAUGCUGAGGUUCAGGCUGAGGGUGUCUACAAUCAAAGGCUUCAGAAUUUGGCUGUGACUCUUGACAAGGUGAGAUAUGUUAUGAGAUGCAUUUUUGGUGACCCGAAGGAAGCACCACCCCCUCUGGAGAAGCUGAGCCCUGAAGAAAUUGUUUCCUUACUCUGGAAAGGAGAGGGAUCGUUUGUUGAGGACCUUCUUCAGUGCAUUGCUCCUCAUGUGGAAGACGGCAUAUUAAAUGACCUCAAGUCCAAGAUUCGUGCUCAUGAUCCACCAGGUUCCAAUGACAUUCAGAAAGAACUUCAGAAAUCUUUAUUAUGGUUAAGGGAUGAGGUCCGAAAUCUUCCAUGUACCUACAAGUCUCGGCAUGAUGCUGCAGCUGACUUGAUCCAUAUUUAUGCUUACACAAAAUGCUUCUUCAGAUUACGGGAGUAUAAAGCUGCAACUUCUCCGCCAGUUUACAUCAGUCCACUUGAUUUGGGCCCCAAGUACACUGAUAAAUUAGGGGCAGGUUUCCAGGAGUAUUGCAAGACCUAUGGUGAGAAUUAUUGUUUAGGGCAGCUGAUUUCUUGGUAUAACCAGACUAAUGCGGAGCCAGAUUGUAGCCUUGUUAAAUCGAGUAGGGGUUGCUUGUCAUUGCCCGAAAUUGGUUCCUUCUAUGCCAAGGUUCAGAAACCAUCACGGCAUCGUGUUUAUGGCCCAAGGACUGUGAGAUUUAUGCUGGCAAGAAUGGAGAAGCAGCCCCAGAGACCAUGGCCUAAGGACCGAAUAUGGUCCUUUAAGAGCUCUCAAAAAGUUUUUGGCAGCCCAAUGUUUGAUGCUGUUUUAACUAAUACUCCACUAGAUAGGGAGAUGGUGCAAUGGCUGAAGCACAGACCUGCCAUAUUUCAGGCCAUGUGGGAUCGCUGAACUAUUGCAAGGGAUUGGGGAAGCAGCAAGCAUCGUUAGCCAACUCUUUGUAAAUUGUUUUGGAAUGAUUUGUCAAUUUUAGUUCACAGCUGCCCCUUUAAUGUGGGAGUUGGAAAUCAUUCCAAAGCAUCAUUUGUUUUGUACUGCUUUUCCAGUUUUCCUCAUUCUUGUGUACAGUUUUUCUUCACCUUUAUGAUUUGUAAUUCAUUAUCUGGUAGCAAAUAGCAUUGAUUUUCUCUUUAAUUUAUGAAAAAGAAAAUGAAAAGUGAAAAGAAAAAGUAGAAGGCAUUAGCUGUUUCUCUGUCUCUUAACAGUUUCCAAAUCAGUUUGUGCAAUCCUUUCCCAUCAUAGAGUAAGGCGCUUGUAAUUGAUCGGCAACGUUUUAGAGAUUGUCGUGCCAAUUUUAUAUAUGAUGAUAGGUAAUUUGAAAAUUUAA
Quercus robur (English oak) is the source of this 8089-nucleotide messenger RNA. RefSeq names its product histone-lysine N-methyltransferase ATXR3. The record is from RefSeq and is a predicted model, not a curated record. Lineage: Eukaryota; Viridiplantae; Streptophyta; Magnoliopsida; Fagales; Fagaceae. Gene Ontology annotation, molecular function: protein binding. The coding region runs from base 430 to 7653 and encodes 2407 amino acids. The transcript has 20 exons.